Silurus meridionalis is the source of this 5065-nucleotide messenger RNA. RefSeq names its product solute carrier family 23 member 1 (gene slc23a1). Gene Ontology annotation, molecular function: transmembrane transporter activity. Lineage: Eukaryota; Metazoa; Chordata; Actinopteri; Siluriformes; Siluridae. Gene Ontology annotation, biological process: transmembrane transport. The transcript has 14 exons. Gene Ontology annotation, cellular component: membrane. Bases 2775 to 4676 code for a protein of 633 amino acids. The record is from RefSeq and is a predicted model, not a curated record.
UUCUGGUUGCACCUCUUCCAACUGCCUUUUAUCUGGCCUCCUUUUUCACUUUUUAAUUUUAAGACCUCACCCAUUGAGGAAUUAUAAAGUUAUUUUUUUCCUCCUUGCCAACUGUAAGCUUUAUUUAUAUACGGUAUCUUAUGAGACAGAGAUAUGCCAAGACUUCUUUGCAAUCCCUAUCCCAGACAGAAUGCUCGGUGUCUGGUUGUGCACCUCUUUUCAUCCCACUGAAAGACUUUUUCCGGAUUAAAAUCCUCAGUCGGGGAGCAGCAUUAGCAAUGUAGACAUGAAUGCACGGCAUGUAUACACACACCCAAACUAGGGCCUUCUAUUGAAUCUUUCGGCCUAAUGUUUUGUAAGAGCGGUGUCAUCUCAAUCCCUCCUUGUGAGUUAUUCUAGUUUACUUAACCGGCUUUAGCAUAUUUCUUUCGCAUUGCAAUCAUGUUUUAUCCAGUCUACUAAAUAGUUUGAAUUCCCUUUGAAUUUAAUUACCCUUAGUCAUACACGAUUGUGGUUCUCUUACACCAGGGAGGGAUCUUGAGGAAAAUGUUAGUGUGUGUUGCCCUCUGGUGGUUGUAUAGCAAAGGCAGAAAUUUCUGAAUCUGACUCGUCUUUAUUGCAAAGUAUCACGGGUUGCAUGUACAAAGAAUUUAUGUGGCGCUGCUGUACAAACAUAAAAAACUAAAAAUAUAUAUAAAAAACCUAAACUAAUAGAGAUAAAGACAACUAAUAAAAAUUCUGAUGGGCCUGUAAAGUGAGGCAGUGCAAAUAAUUAAGGUUUCCAAAUAGGUUCAAGGUGCAGGGUUGCAGUGUAGUAGAUCAUGUAGGUUGUGUUAAUGUAUUGCGUAUGAGAUGACAGUGUGAGGUUUAUGUUAGUUAGCGUUUGUAAAGGCAGAUCAGAGAUGAUGGUGAGUUCUGAUGGACUGUAGCCUCGUGGAAGAGGCGAGUGACCCAAAAAGUCUGUAUCCAGGGUCAUCCACAAUCCUAUCUGCCCGCUUCAGUGUCCUGGAAGUCUGCAGGUCCUGUAGGGGUGAAAGAGUGAAGCAGAUUUGCAGCAGCUUUACUGCAAAAUGCACUUUUAGUAACCACAUCUAUCCCAGGAACAUUAAAGGAUUCGCUCUAGAUGGGAUGCUAAUGCAUCUUCCAGUGGGUUCAUAAACUCAACUUGUAGACUUUAUGGAAAUAAACUAUUUUGCUAUUUUGAGCUUGAAUCAAAAUAUUGUGUGAACCAUAAAUGAUCUCUUUUGCUUCUAUUAGCCGAGCCUUUCUGGAAUGUCUGACAUGACUUUUUAUGUCAAUGUGACCUUUACUUCAGAUGACAUGACCAUCACUAAACAGUGGAUUCAUUUCCCCACCAUCGAUUCUCUGUUAAUUAGCAUAUCAAUUUGUAAUCAUUAUAUUGCUCUGUGAUUAAUCUACAAUCAUGUCAGAAACUCCUGGAAAAAGUCAACAAAAUUUCAGGCUAAAAUAUACUAGUAUUUGGGGGAUAUUUGUUAUUUUCUCAGUUAUAAUCAGUCUUAAAACAAACCUAUAAUCAGCCAACAUAUUUAGCAAAGGAAUGUAGGAUUGUUUCAUGCAGCAUCCCUUUUCUGUUUUUGCUAAUCAUGCUCAGGAAAUCCUGCAUUUUGUAAAGUUAGCUUAUAAGAUUCUCUUUUUUUGUUGGACCACUUUUAAACUUCGUUAUUGAUGUAUGUAUAGGUAUGUAUUAUAUAGUUUAUUUUAAAAUUUGCCAACACCAAUAAAUAUUUAAACUGCAAUUCUAUAAGUACAUUGCCUUCAUUACAUUGACCGAAGGCUAACAGUUUGCUCAUGUGCCCUGUAUAACUAUACCAGAUUUUUGAAUAUUUAUUAUGAUCUUGAUUGUAAUACAAAAAUUUUUUAAUCCAAAAUGAAACUUGUUCAGGUUGAAAGCCUUUUUAUGGAUUACAAAAAUUCUUUUGACGUAGGCUUCACGUCAUAUUUUGCCCCAAGGAACAGGAAAUUGAAAGCAUUUGGAUAAUUCCUGAGAAAUGUGAGCAAGUUGGACAACAACCUGUCAACACUUAGUGCACAUUUUAUAUUUAAGAAUUGCUAAUAUUGAAAAAGAACACAAAAAAAAAAUGUAAAAGUGGUUUCAAAGGAAAAACAUUUUUAUUUAAUUCCAAAUAAAUUCUCAAAAUGGUCUUUGGAUAUUUAAGGAAAUUAUUUGUCAGUGUAUAAAAUCUAGUAGUGUAUUCAUUCAUUUUGGAAUUUCUUCUGGGGUACCAAUAGUUUUAGGUAUAUUUUACAUAGGUGACCUGAGCUGAUUAGGAAUUAUUAGAAUUAAAUAAAAUCUAAAUGAAAAGCCCAUGCAUUAUUUUUCUCACUGUUCUCAGGUUUUUAUUGUUGGAUUGAUUUCUACUCUUUUUUUCUGUUGUAGUAUUAGUUGUUAGAUCAUUCUUUAGUUAAAGGGUGGAGCUCAUUGUACUUAUAAAAAGAGCUUUGGGAAAACUCUUCCCAAAGCCAAUCAUUAUACACACAUAACCAUGUGAAGUUUAAUCUCGCAUGUUUUUAAAAUCUCUUUUCCUUGUAUUUCCUUUGUUUACUCGUUUGUUUGCGUGUGAAGCAUCUUCCAUUGUUUCACACAUUCAGCUUUCUCAGAAAGUGGCUCUCGAAUGCUCACUGAUGAGCCGGGCUGAGUAAAGUCCAGCCCAAGGCAGAUCAUUAACCUGCUUAAUCUGUCCCUGCUCCUCUCUCCUUUAUAAAGCCGGCUCAGUGUUGGACGGUGUGUUAAAAAAAAAAAAGGACUCAGUAACAUGGGCCCUGCAGAGCCCACGCUAACAUCCAACCUCCACAGGCAGAGGAAGCAUUCCAAUUCAGCAGUUGAGCCUGAGCUGCCCAUUGAAAAUGACUAUGUGCAGGAGUUGGCUGCUGAACCAGUCACUGGCAUUGAGCAUCUGUCCGGAAUCAAUACUCAGACACCAGGCUUUGACAUGAUCUACAGAAUCGAGGAUGUACCACCCUGGUAUUUGUGUAUUUUCCUUGGAUUACAGCACUACCUGACAUGUUUCAGCGGUACCAUCGCUGUGCCUUUCCUCCUGGCUGACGCCAUGUGUGUUGGCCGGGACCAAUACACUGUUAGCCAGCUAGUCGGGACCAUUUUUACCUGUGUCGGCAUUACUACGCUCAUACAAACCACUUUUGGUGUCAGGUUGCCGCUGUUUCAGGCCAGUGCGUUUGCAUUCCUCAUUCCUGCUCAGGCCAUUCUAAGACUAGAGAGGUGGAAGUGUCCUCCUGAAGAGGAGAUUUAUGGAAACGGAACCCUACCCCUAAAUACUUCACAUAUCUGGCAGCCCCGGAUUAGAGAGAUUCAAGGGGCCAUUAUUGUGUCCAGUCUAGUGGAAGUGAUAAUUGGGCUGGCGGGGAUUCCUGGACUCCUGCUCAAUGCCAUCGGGCCUCUGACCGUCACCCCCACCGUCUCCCUGAUCGGCCUGUCCGUGUUCCAAACUGCUGGAGACCGUGCAGGCAGCCACUGGGGCCUCUCUCUUUUGUGCAUCUUUUUCAUUCUACUUUUUGCUCAGUAUCUCCGAAAUUGGGCCGUCCCCUUUCCCUUGUAUUCUAGACAGAAAGGCUGUCACACCUCCCGUUUUCAGAUCUUCAAGAUGUUUCCGAUCAUCAUGGCUAUCAUGCUGGUAUGGUUCGUGUGUUAUAUCCUCACGUUGACAGAUAUGUUGCCCAGUGACCCAAAGAAGUAUGGUUACAAGGCUCGAACUGAUGCCAGGGGGGAGAUCAUGUCCCAAGCACCAUGGUUUCGCAUGCCCUAUCCCUGUCAGUGGGGCUUACCCACAGUGACGGUCGCUGGCGUUUUGGGAAUGUUCAGUGCCACAUUAGCCGGCAUAGUCGAGUCUAUUGGGGAUUACUAUGCAUGUGCACGUCUUGCAGGAGCUCCGCCACCUCCUGUUCAUGCCAUCAACAGAGGAAUCUUUAUAGAGGGUGUGUGCUGCAUCAUAGCAGGCUUAUUAGGAACAGGAAAUGGGUCCACUUCCUCCAGUCCUAAUAUUGGUGUGCUUGGCAUUACCAAGGUGGGCAGUAGGAGAGUGGUUCAGUAUGGGGCAGUUAUAAUGCUACUAUUAGGGACCAUUGGGAAGUUCACGGCCUUGUUUGCCUCGUUGCCAGAUCCAGUGCUUGGAGGCUUGUUCUGCACCUUGUUUGGUAUGAUCACAGCUGUGGGCUUGUCAAACCUUCAGAGUGUGGAUCUGAACUCUUCAAGAAACCUUUUUGUCCUAGGGUUCUCCAUGUUCUCUGGCCUUAUGCUUCCCAAUUACCUGGACACUCAUCCAGGCAGCAUCAAGACAGGUGUCCCAGAGUUGGAUCAAAUCCUUACAGUUCUCCUGACCACAGAGAUGUUUGUCGGAGGAUUCCUAGCAUUUCUGCUCGACAACACCAUUCCAGGCACAAAAAAGGAGCGUGGACUCACUAACUGGAAAGCUGCGAGCUCUACUGAAAUUGGUGGUGUCAGUUCAGACACAUAUAAUUUCCCAGUGGGCAUGGGAACGGUAAGGCGGCUCGGUUGUCUUCGCUACCUGCCCAUCUGCCCUACUUUUCAGGGCUUCAAGUUGUGUCGCCGGAAAAGAAGCUUGUGUGAGGAAAUGAACAAUAAGAAUGAUGAACGUGCAGUGAGGAGCACUCCAGAGAUCACAAACUGCACCAAAGUGUAGAUCCUUAUUCUCUGGUGUCAUUGUAUCAUACUUUUUAUACACUGCCAGAUUUUCAUAUUAGAAAACUUUUUUUCUUUGGCAAUUAAUAUAUUUAUUGCUAUGUUAUGAACACUGAUGAUUAGGAAUAGAAAAUUGCUUAUAAGGCAGAUUGAAAGACUUUUCCUCACACUGGAAUCAAUGCAAGAUAACACAAUAAAAACAUAUCUACACCAAAUAAUUAGCAAGCAUUUAUUACUUAUUUGAUUGUUUUAUUUAAAUUGUAUAUACAGAGUUUUAAUAUUCAGGAAAACUGUAAAAUGGCUGAGGUGCCAAUACAAUGGCAUACAUCACUGACAAAGUACAAUAUAAAGUAUAUUUUAUUCCAUUUAGUCCAUUCCUUAAUGCAAAGU